AUGGAGGACGAAAUUCUGGCCCAGCGGAGCCGACUUUCUUGGGCUUGCGAGAAAACCGCAGCGGUUCUCAUCAUCCUCCUGGGCCCAUUCGUCGGGCUGAUCGGUGGAGCCUGCUUGCCGCUAAUCUGGAUAUACUUCCGCGUCAAACUGGUCGUCCAGUAUCUACGGUCAAGGAGCCCCAUACAAGAGAAGGACUCCAUACUCAAAAUGGUCUAG
Cladophialophora immunda is the source of this 216-nucleotide messenger RNA. RefSeq lists its product as uncharacterized. The transcript has a single exon. Bases 1 to 216 code for a protein of 71 amino acids. Lineage: Eukaryota; Fungi; Ascomycota; Eurotiomycetes; Chaetothyriales; Herpotrichiellaceae. The record is from RefSeq and is a predicted model, not a curated record.